AUGAAAACAAUGGCUUCACCUUCUCUUCAAUUUCAUCUUAUUCCCCCUCUCUCCAAAUUCUGGUUUUCAAUAUCCCCUCUUUCCCAACAUCACACCCAUCCAUUCACUUCCACAACCUCUCUCAGAUUCACUUCUACCAAUUCCAGUACCACUUUUUCUCCCAAACCUCUCUCUCCGUGUUUCGCUCUCACAGAAUCCAACUCGCCUAAUUCCACACAACCUGACCCCAAUACUCUUCUCCAAGACAUUGCCGAAAGUUUUGAUCUUCCUUCUGAUUACUUUGCAAAGUUUCCCAACGAUCUUCGAUUAGAUCUAAAUGAUGCUGCGUUCGACCUUUCAAAUGGACCGGUCUUGGAUGAGUGUGGCAAAGAGUUAGGAGAGACACUGCUAAACCUCUCUCGAGCAUGGGAGCUUGCUGAUACAUCAUCCUCUCGCUCUUUAGUGGCAAAGCUUCCUUUGAUUGAGGCUAGUUUGACGGGCACUGCCAAAUCAGCACUUGGAAAGCGUUUGGUAGCCGCUGGAAGAAGGUUUCAGUCAAUGGGACAAUAUGGCCAAGGUGAGACACAAAAGAUUGCAAAAACAAUGAUUGCGGCUGGGAGAGCUCUAUCUGCUAGUUCAUCAUCUGCAGUUAUUGAUAAACAACCCAAAGAGGAAAGUAGGACGCUGAAGUUUGGAGCAUUGCAAGUUGAAAUUACUCCCACUAAAGCCAAUAUAGGGGCCGCAAUUGCAUUAGUUUUUGGGAUUCUUACCUGGGAGAUAGCUCAGGGAGUUCAAAGCACUCCAGAGAAUUCUUUGCAGUAUGCAAAUGACAAUGCGAUGAUGCUUGCUAAGUCUUUGAGGGGAACAUUGCUUGCUCUUUUUUACGCCUCCACAUUCUUGUCUGCACUUACUUCGGCAGGGCUUGUUUUACUUGGUAUUCAACUUAAAUCAGAGAAAAAUUGA
Molecule: messenger RNA, 942 nt
Organism: Lathyrus sativus (Indian pea)
Lineage: Eukaryota; Viridiplantae; Streptophyta; Magnoliopsida; Fabales; Fabaceae
Source: the annotation of a GenBank genome assembly